Molecule: messenger RNA, 681 nt
Organism: Sphenostylis stenocarpa
Lineage: Eukaryota; Viridiplantae; Streptophyta; Magnoliopsida; Fabales; Fabaceae
Source: the annotation of a GenBank genome assembly
AUGUCAGAACAUGUCUUUGUUGAAGGUGUUGAGAGUAGAAAGCUGAAACGGAAGAUUGAGGAUGCAUCUUCCAAUGAUGUUGUUGUUGAUUCGAAGUUGUUACUAUCUCUCAAAAUGAGUGAUGAAUCCUCAUCUAAAAGCCCUAAGAAUUCACCAAGUUUUGUUGUUCCAAAACUUGAGGAAAACACUAAUAAUCAACUGAGUAUCCCUACACAACGCCAAUUUUCAUGCAAGUUUUGUGACAAGAAGUUCCCAACCCCUCAAGCUCUUGGAGGACACCAAAAUGCUCACAGGCAUGAAAGAGUGGUUUUAAGGAUGGAUAAAGAAUUUGGCAAGGGAAACUUUGGGCAUGGCCUUCUCAUGUUUCCAUACUCAACCCUAACACAACAACACCAUUAUCAUCAUCAUCCCUUCCAUGGUCCAAUGCCCCUUUAUCAUCACACUACCAUUGCCCCAUUGGCUCACAUGGCCACCAUGGCAUCAUGGCCUCACUUUGCACCAAGAUAUGAGAAUAAGGCGUUCAACAACACAUCCAUCAUAGGGCAACCAUUUGGGGUGGCCAACCCUUGGGGUGUGGCUGCUGAAACGGCACAAAAUAUUUAUCACAGAUAUGUGAGAUUUGCUUCUGAACAGAACCAUCAAUCUUCAUCCUCAAGAGCAGAUUUAUCCCUCAAACUAUAA